GAAAAGAAGAGAAAACUUUUUUAGAGUAUCUAACCUAAUUUUUUAACAGAUAAACAAUAAACGAAACUUAGUCAGCAAAAUUUAAAUUACUUUUACGAUAUUUAAAACCAUGAGUUUAAUAAAUUUUGAAACUCCCAUCGACCUAACGGGAUUUACAAUAAUCGUUCCAAGUAUCACCGUUGGCAACGUGCCUCAACUCACAGUAGAUUUGUUAAUUACAACAUUGAAGUUAAAGAAAGCGGGCAUUUUGUGGCAUUCGGCAUUAGUAAGCUCAGUUGGAUCGGAUCCUUUCAAUUCCAAAAUAACUACACCGUCCACAGCUGCAGAACUAUACUAUAAUAGUAACAUUAAGGUUGCAGUGAUUCAGUUUCGGUCGACCUUUAAUGUUCAACGACUAGGAUCAUUUAUAACUGAUUUAUCCAAUAGUUUUACCGCUCUAAAAAUUGAUAGAGUUAUUCUGUUAGCCAGUCUAUUUGAUUAUGAACUCUCAAAUGUUCAGGACAAGGAGAGCAUAUUUUAUUCGAGCAGUACUGAAAUUAACGAAGAGCUUAUUGAGAACUUAAGAGCAAAGCCUUUACAACAAGAUGAAGAUGGAGAAGUAUGUACCAGAGGUACUGGAUUUGCUGCUAAAUUUUAUAAUAUAUUAAGGACAAAAGUAAAUUGUAUGUUAGUUGUCAAGUAUGUGUCUGAAGGUGAUAACACAUUGGAUGCAAAGAAAUUAUUAAGUCAGUUAUUUGACAUUGUUAAUAUUAAGUCUGGAGAUUAUACAGUAUUGAUUCCGGAAUCUUGGACUCAAUUAAAUGACACACCAGUGUUAGGUAUUUUCUAAUAUUACAGAACUUAGAAAAAAAGUUUAUUUAAGAGACAAGAGAUGGAUACCACUUUUUCAUACCAAACAAAUGAGGUGACACCAGGGACAAUAUUGGCGAUUUUUAAUAGUUUUUUUUUGUGGUGUGUUGUGAACUUUGUGUAAACUUUAUUACAAUGGUGAUUUGUUCGGCUUUCAAGUGUAAAAGGCGCAGAACCAGGAAUUACAUUUCAUAGGUAAAUAAACAAACAAUUAAUUUUCUGCGUUCCACCUUCUAGCUUUCUUUUAUUGAAUUGGAUAAAUUAUUUUCCUGACAUUAUAAUAUGAUAUAUGUGACAUGCCCAUAAUCUAUACAAGUUUUGUACCUUUUGUGAACGUUUUCAAACUUUUUUCUUUAAGUAAGUAAAUGGAAUAACACCACCUUUUUCUACCAAAAAAAUCAGAAAAACUGUAAGAGCGCCAAAAGAACUUCUAACGGAAAAUGUCGCCUUGUUGCAUGUUACUUCUCUGAUGUUACGAUCAUUUUUUGCUACAUAAGUAAUGCUGUGUCCAAAAUAAAAUAUUC
Messenger RNA from Sitophilus oryzae (rice weevil), 1373 nucleotides. RefSeq names its product proteasome assembly chaperone 2. Gene Ontology annotation, cellular component: nucleus; cytosol. The transcript is spliced from 2 exons. NCBI's taxonomy places the organism in Eukaryota, Metazoa, Arthropoda, Insecta, Coleoptera, Curculionidae. Gene Ontology annotation, biological process: proteasome assembly. Bases 110 to 829 code for a protein of 239 amino acids. The record is from RefSeq and is a predicted model, not a curated record.